UAGAACCAAGGCCAAGAGUGUCCUAAUUGCCGAUCCAUUCAUCGGACUUUGACUUUCUUCCUGCUGCAUCCCAACAAAAUCUACCAGAUUUGCAUCAAACCUAGUGAGCGGAUAGAUUCCCAGGCCCCACAACGAUACAAUCCAACGGCUAUAAGAGAAAAACAAGACAUGACACCAUAAGUCCUGCCACAUAGUAUCAGAACUCCAAAUCUGCAUAGCAAAAACUUGCUGCACUGAUUAGUCAGACGGAGAGUCAAACCUAGAUGCAAGAACAAUCUUAAGUACAUAUUAAUAUGGAUAGACAGCGAAGGCCAGGCAGCAGUGCAGAGCCCAAGGCAAAGCCAAAGAUGGGUUUCACCAUGGGUCUGAACAUGCUGCUUCUCCUGACCAUGGUGGCCACCAAUAUCCUUUCCCUCUACCAUCUCUCCUCCACGAUUCAAACCACUAAGAAGCCCCCCGCUCCAGUACCUGUCCCUGACCACCUUCUCCACCAGCUCAACACCAUACGCGCCACCAUCAACCACCUCACACGCCUCCCACCCUCCGCCGCAGAUUCCUCCACUAAAGCCGCCGUCUUCACCACCACUUCCCCACCGGAUCUCCUCCUCCACUCCCAACUCUCGCCCAUCGCCACAUCUUGCCACAACCACCCUGACCUCCUCCAUCGAUAUAUGGACUAUACACCAUUCUCUCCCUGCCCUCCAGAUUCCGACGAGCUCGCGGAAUCACUCAUCCUGCAUGGCUGCCACCCACUCCCUCGCCGUCGGUGCUUCUCCAAAACCCCACCAAAACCCACGUCGUCUCUUUCCCACAACUCGUUUGCACCUUCGCUGCCGGACCAAAACGUUAUCUGGCAUAAGUACAAUUGCAAAAGCUUCAGCUGCCUCGUGCGCUCCAACCCGAAACUGGGUUUCAACCUCUCUGGGGAAGCCACUCGAUUCAUGAGCUACAACGACGAACUUGACCUCCCGGUCCUACAACUGUUGCAUAUUGCCAAGGCAGCAAACUCUGUGCUCCGUCUCGGCAUCGAUGUCGGUGGCGGUACCGGGACUUUCGCGGCAAGAAUGAAGCUUUACAAUGUGACCAUCGUGACAACGACGAUGAAUCUCGGCGCGCCGUACAACGAGGUCGUGGCGCUGAGGGGGCUGGUGCCGCUACACGUGCCACUGCAGCAGAGGUUCCCGGUGUUCGACGGGGUGGUGGAUCUGGUGCGUUGCGGCCACGCCGUGAAUAGAUGGAUACCGUUGACGGCGAUGGAGUUCUUGCUUUACGACGUUGAUAGAGUGUUGAGAGGUGGAGGUUACCUGUUGUUGGAUCAUUUCUUUAGCAAAGGGGUGGAUCUUGACAAGCUUUAUGCGCCGUUGAUUGGGAAAUUGGGGUACAAGAAGGUGAAGUGGGCAACAGGGAAUAAGGCCAAUUCGAAGAACGCGGAGGUUUACUUGACCGCGCUUUUGCAGAAGUGA
Juglans microcarpa x Juglans regia is the source of this 1463-nucleotide messenger RNA. Its product is annotated as probable methyltransferase At1g29790. The transcript has a single exon. The record is from RefSeq and is a predicted model, not a curated record. Bases 294 to 1463 code for a protein of 389 amino acids. Lineage: Eukaryota; Viridiplantae; Streptophyta; Magnoliopsida; Fagales; Juglandaceae.